AUGCUUCUGGUGUUGUUUAGAAAAUGUUGUCGUAUCUUGUGGAAACACCUAAGUUAUCAGCAGCAUAUUAUUUGGCUAUUCCUACUGGUUCUGUUAAGUCAGCAGCAGCAGGGCAGCGAUGGUAAACCAACAAAAUGGAAUCACAGCAUACAACGUCGUUUUAUGUGGAAACAAAUGGAUAGUUCAGUCGAUGGAUUUGUAGAUCGUGUCGUGACGGGAGCACGUGUUAUGAAAAGUAUGAUUGGUGACUUUAUGCCGCCGAAACAAAGCUCUUCAAAUGCCAUGGACUAUUUACCUACAGAGACUACCAGAAUCAAAUACAUAAUUAGGAACCCUCAUACAAAAGAAACAAAAGUAAUUCGAGUUCGGCCGUCUAAAAAAGUGGUAAAGUUAAUGGCAAUGACGCCAAAGCCGCUUAUGACGGAAAAAUUCAAAUCUAUGUAUAUGAUGGAUCCCAAACAACUGAGAAAAUUGGAAAAGGAGCAGGAACUAAUAGCAGAAGGUCGAGUGCCCAUGAUAAAUGAAGCACGACCAAGUUACAUGUCAUUUAGAACUGGAAAACAAAGGGAUGCAAAAGAUGUCGAUUUUCAUUCUGAAAAUGGUAUAGUUACCGGCAGAAUACACGAAUUCCACGAUAGUUGGAAACCAGUUUAUAAAAUUGGCGAUACACCAACAGGUUUCACGACUUUCAAGCCAUUUAUGAUGAGUGCUUUGCAUACCAGUGUAGUAGGCGAACUACUUCCCGAACCUCAAAAGCAAGUAUAUGAACCAUUAACUUCAAAUGAUUUUCCUGAAGAAGAACCAAAAAAAUCCCAUACAUAUGAAGUCACCGAAUAUACAGCUGAGGAAUCAGUGGUCCAGCCAUAUACUCAUGAAUACUACAAUCAACGAAGUCCAUCGUCUUCGAGAGGUUCUGCUUUAAAGCACUCUCAAGUAACCACUGAAAUUCCAAAUGUCAUUACACAAAUUGAAGAUGACACUGAUACUAAACCUUAUCAGGUUGAAUAUCGAUCGCAACGUGGAUUUUUGCCAUCCAGAGGAAAUUACAGAUUAAAUGAAGAAACGACUACGACAACUACAACACCAACUCCGACCACUACCACCACAGAAGAGCCAAACUAUCCAGCAAUAUUUCUUAAAAAAAUGCGUAGCCGCCCUGAUAGCAAUUAUAGUCCCAAAGCACAACAGCGCAGCAAACCACCAGAAUUAUCUAUUGAAAACAGUUGGUUACCUUCAAAUACUACGUAUACUAGUCAAAAAGCCAGAGAAAUUCCAUUCCACCAACCCCUCACAUCUAUAAAUACCGGACAGCGCACUAAGUCUCAGAAAUGGCCACCAGAUGUCGAAGACACUUAUUUAAAUUCUGAAUCAUUGUCGUCAUACGAUAUUUCUAGUACAACAGAAGCACCAACACUUCAAGAAUUUACAACACAGUUAAUUCAAGCCAGCAGCAAUUCACGCAAAAAUGUACGACUUAAAACCCACCAUUACCCAUCAUUUAACGAACCGAAACACAGAAAUGUGAGGCAGAGAGGAUCAGUGAAAUUUGGAGAUAGAUUAGAAAUAGAAGAACGUUGAUAAUACGUGUAUUAGUUUUAAUGGAAGCAGUAGUUUGUAAGUUCUGUAAAAGAUCUAUGUAGGUUAUCAAUUUAUAUUUAAUUUUAAACAGAUUUAUUUUAAGAUUUUUUAAUAAAAUGUAUUUACUCUUAAA
Molecule: messenger RNA, 1711 nt
Organism: Calliphora vicina (urban bluebottle blowfly)
Lineage: Eukaryota; Metazoa; Arthropoda; Insecta; Diptera; Calliphoridae
Exons: 4
Coding region: 1-1578 (525 amino acids)
Source: RefSeq, a predicted model, not a curated record